ACAUCUGCAGUAACAACAACUGCUUCAUCAACACCUGCUCCAGUAACUACUGCAUCAACAACAAAACCUCUUCUGACAACUGCUGCAAGAACUGCAUCAACUACCGGACCUGCUCUGACAACAACAUCAGCUGCAACAACAUCAACAGCAACAAGCAAUGCCUUAAAAACAGCUUCUUUGACAACAACUGCAUCACCAACACCUGUUCAGACCACAACUGCAGCAACAACAAGUGCUCAGACAACAAUAUCUGCUGCAUCUGCAUUAACAGCAACUCCGUCAACAACACCUGCUGCAUCAACAACAACACCUGCUCUGAUAACAACUGCUGAAACAAUUGCAUCAACCGCAGCAAUAACUGCAUCAACAACAACACCUCCUCUGACAACAUCUGCAGCAACAGCAAGUGCGUCAACGACACCUGCUCCAGUAACGACUACAUCUGCUGCAACAACUAUAUCAAGUACAACACCUGCUAUGACAACAUCUGCAGCAACAGCUGCAACAACUAUAUCAAGUACAACACCUGCUAUGACAACAUCUGCAGCAACAGCAACUGUGUCAACGACACCUGCUCCAGUAACGACUGCAGAAACGACACCCGCUGUUAUAACAAUACCUGCUGCAUCAACGACACCUACUCUGACAGCCGCAGCAAUAACUGCAUCAACAACAAAACCUCCUCUGACAACAUCUGCAGCAACAGCAAGUGCGUCAACGACACCUGCUCCAGUAACGACUUCAACAACAACACCUGCUCUGAUAACAACUGCUGAAACAAUUGCAUCAAGUCCAACGACUGCAGAAACGACACCCACUGUUACAACAAUACCUGCUGCGUCACAACUGGGUUCGACAACAACAUCUGCUGCAACAACUAUAUCAAGUACACCUGCUAUGACAACAUCUGCAGCAACUCUGGUCAGACAACACUGCUAUGACAACAGCACCUUCUGUGACAACAUCUGCAGUAACAACAACUACGUCAACGCACCUGCUCCGGUAACGACUGCAGAAACAACAACACUUGCUCUGGCCACAACACCUGCCGCAGCAAUAACUGCAUCAACAACACCUGCUCUGACAACAUCUGCUGCAACAAUUACAUCAACUACAACAACUGGUCCGACAUCAACAUCUGCUGUAACAACUGAAUCAAAUACAGCAACUGCUCCGACAACAACAUCUGCGCAACAGCAGCAACACCAAUGCCAUAACAACAGCUUCUUUGACAACAACUGCAUCACCAACACCUGCUCAGACCACAACUGCAGCACAACAAGUGCUCAGACAACAUAUCUGCUGCAUCUGCAUAACAACAACUACGUCAACGACACCUGCUCCAGUAACGACUGCAGAAACAACAACACUUGCUCUGGCCACAACACCUGGUCAGACAACACGUGCUAUGACAACAUCAACUGCAUCAACAACAACACCUGCUCUGAUACAACUGCUGAACAAUUGCAUCAA
Molecule: messenger RNA, 1473 nt
Organism: Micropterus salmoides (largemouth bass)
Lineage: Eukaryota; Metazoa; Chordata; Actinopteri; Centrarchiformes; Centrarchidae
Product: mucin-5AC-like
Exons: 12
Source: RefSeq, a predicted model, not a curated record